Messenger RNA from Aureobasidium namibiae CBS 147.97, 1677 nucleotides. Its product is annotated as putative major facilitator superfamily transporter. Bases 1 to 1677 code for a protein of 558 amino acids. Gene Ontology annotation, biological process: transmembrane transport; basic amino acid transport. Gene Ontology annotation, cellular component: fungal-type vacuole membrane. The transcript has 2 exons. The record is from RefSeq and is a predicted model, not a curated record. Lineage: Eukaryota; Fungi; Ascomycota; Dothideomycetes; Dothideales; Saccotheciaceae. Gene Ontology annotation, molecular function: basic amino acid transmembrane transporter activity.
AUGGCGACGACUGGACGAGGAAGCAUCACGGUGCUUCCACCAUCACCACUGGACGAUGAUGAACAACGACCAUUGCUCGACGCCGAACACCCCGACCAUGGCACCAUUGACAGACGAAUCGAAGGAGAAGAGGAAGAUGGCGAUGCCCAAGUUAUCGACGAGCCCACGUCCACAAAAGUCAUAGUCAUCAUGCUAUGUUUGUGGACCGGUUCCUUCUGGGCUGCCAUGGAUUCCACAGUCGUAGCCACCCUCGCAUCCCCCAUAAGUCGGAACUUCCACUCUUCGACUCUGCUUUCUUGGAUCGCAACAGGCUAUCUAAUCGCCAACGCCGCCAUCCAGCCUCUUUCGGGCAAAAUGUCAGACAUCUAUGGCAGAAAAGCAGGAAUUGUGUUUGCGAGCACCUUUUUCGCCAUUGGGACUUUGAUCUGUGGUCUGGCUACCAACGCACCCAUGAUGAUUGCUGGAAGAGUGGUCGCUGGCACUGGAGGCGGUUGCCUUAACACUAUCUCCACCUUUAUUGCUAGUGAUUUGAUUCCACUCAGGAAAAGAGGGUUGUGGCAGGGAUUUGCAAAUCUAAUAUAUGGCACCGGCAUGGGUCUGGGAGGUAUUUUUGGAGGUUUGAUGAAUGAUAAACUGGAUUGGAGGUGGGCUUUCUACGUGCAGGUACCUUUUAUCGUUAUUGCUGGCUUGCUGGGCUGGUUCUUUGUGGAUAUCCCUGUCAAGGAGGGAAAUGCUACCGAACGCAUCAAGCGCGUCGACUUUCUGGGUGCCAUUACUCUGUGCACAGCUCUGGUUUUACUGCUACUCGGUCUCAACAGCGGCGGCAACAUCGUCCCAUGGAAUCACCCUCUGGUCUACAUCAGUCUCCCUCUCUCUGGACUUGCUCUGGCUGCUUUCGUCUACAUUGAAGACAGAGUUGCCAAAGAACCCGUCAUCCCUAUCCGACUUUUGCUUCAUCGCACUGUGGCUUCCGCAUGCCUGACGAACUGGUUCUUGACCAUGGCCGUCUACGCACUCUUCUACUACGUACCCAUCUACUUUCAAAUCGUCCAAGGACUUUCCGCAACAGCAGCCGGAACACGCUUGGUUCCCCAAUCCAUUGGUACUGCAUUCGGUUCCCUCGGUGCUGGCGUCAUUAUGCGCGCAACUGGAAAGUACUACUGGCUGAGCACUUUUGCAUUGACCGUCUAUAUCGCUGCUGCUGUGUUGAUUGCAACAACCUUUAACGCAGGCGUUAAUGGGGUGUUGCCAUUUGUAUGGCUCUUCAUCUCGGGCACUGCAUACGGCGCUAUGCUGACAGUGACACUGCUCGCCCUCCUCUCUGCCGUGGGCCAUGAACAUCAAGCCGUCAUCACAUCCGCCUCGUACGCUUUCCGCUCUACUGGCAGCACCAUCGGCAUCACCAUUGCCUCUGCAGUCUUCCAGAAUAAACUUUCCUCUGGCCUGCAUGCUCGCUUUGGCCACUUGCCUGAUGCCGAGGGCGUUAUAGGCAGGAUCAGAGAUGAUGUGGGUGAUAUUUCGUUUCUGCCGCCCGGGUGGGAGAACGGUGUCAAGGAUACUUAUAUUGAGAGUUUGAGGGCUGUGUGGGUUGUUGUUGUUGUGCUUGCUGGGUUGGCGGGUUGUGUGGGACUGUUUAUGAAGGAGCAUACGUUGCAUAAUAAGUUGAGUAGGAAGUAA